CAACGUGUUUGUUUACGGUUUUCCCUGGUUUUGUGACCUUCGGUAAGUCGAUUAAACACAGCUGGCUAAAUUAAAGUGGCGAUACACAAUGAACGAAGUUGAGCUUCUGUCAGACCGAGUUGCAGCUGUUCAGCUCGAAAGGAGGAGAAACAGGGAGCUGCAGCGCCGAGAGAGGAUCUUCAGUGAUAAAGUCCGCACGAUUGGAGUGAGUUUGUUUGGUGGAGACUACUUCAUACAGCCGUACACUGCAUCUGCGAGCUCAUUUGUUGAUUUCUCUCUUGGUCAGGUUGACAAAGAUGCUCUCGACCACCAAGUUAAAGAACUAAGAGAGAAAGGCCAACGCCAAGCGAAUGAGUUUAAAAUCUAUGCUGAUGAGCUGCUGUGCGGUGAUCGUGUGGCUUGCGUGCUGGAGCAGCGGCAAAAGAAAGAUGAGCGUCUGUUGAAUGAAGCCAUUGUGCAUUUCAGGCAACACUUUCAACAACCUGCCAGUCGGCGUGAGUUUGAUCUGAACGAUCCAGAGCUGCUGAGGAAGCAGGAAGGGGUGCGGAUACUGCCGGGGCUUACCGGAGAAGAUCCGGCCCAGAAGGACAGGCUGAGGAAGCAGCAGGAGCAGCUCAGAGCAUGGUCCCUACAACAGCAAGACGAGCUAGAGCGAGCGAAACAACAGUUACAACAAGAAAUGCACCAGUAUGAUCAAAGCAGACUGGCUCUAGACGACCAAGCUCUUGAAUUGCAGAAGAUGGAGGAACAAAGCAAGAAGGCUGCAGCCAUUGCCACCAAAGACUUUAACCUCAUUCUGGCUGCAGAAAUCGCUAAUCGACGUCUACAGGAGCACCAUGAAGAAGAGGAAAGCAACCAGACGGACAUCCUGAACCAGCUAAAUGGAGACCUGCUGAUGGAAAACCCUGAGCAGAAUAUUAGUGUGCUGGGUCUGUCUCGCCUGCGCAGGGAGUAUUACAAGGGAAUGAGUCCUAAGGAGCUCCAGCAGUACACACAAUACCAGCUGCAGCAAGCAGAAGAUAAGAAGCGUGUUGUCGUGAAGCAACGAGAAAAGGAGCUUCAGGAGCAUCAAGAGCACAUGACAUCUGCCCGUGCUGCGCUGCUGCUAGAAAGACGGCAAGCACGCAUUAAUAAGGAGCUGCGCAGGGCAAUGGACAACACCAACGCAAAGCUGGCUCAGGCCCAUGAUGCUCAGAAGAAACAUCUUCAGGAUGUUUACACAAAUAUUCCAGACGAGCGCUAUUUUUCCCAGUUUAAUACCAGCAGUAGAUAAACAUUACAGAGGGAACCUGAAAGAUGAACACCAUCAGGGCUCAGUAACUGAGGACAAUGCAACGUAUCAUUUUACAGUAAGCCUUGGCUUUAAAUAGACAGGGGGACUCCUCUCGAAGUGUUUUGGAAAGCUGCACACUUUUUAUUGGGUCAGUAAAGAUGGUGAACAUCGUAUGGAUUUUUUUUUAACAUUCAUGUUGUAAACAAAAUAAGUUGCAUAUUCAUAAACAACUGGAAUCAGGUAACUUACGUCAGCCUAAAAAGGUUAAAUAAAAAUAGGACACCCCCUGAAAAUAGUUUGUUCUUUCAUUGGAUCAGGCUCGGUUUAGCAUUAAAUGACUUGCUCACCAGUAGAUCCUCUGCAGUAAAUAAAUGAAUGAGAGUCUGAACAGCUGACAAAAACAUCACUAUAAUACACAACUCUUGUAAACUUGUGAUAUAUAAAUAUGCAGUUUUUGCUUCACUGGAUUUAUUGUGGAUUAUUGUAAUGUUUUUAUCAGCUGUCUCGACUGAAUUAUUUUAAAUUUAUUUUAAUCUACUUGGUAACACCUACAUGUUGUGUGACUUCGCUGUCAUAAAAAUAUAAAAAUAUAAAAUCUUGAUUAGCAUUCACAAAACUGCUGUCAUCAGUAUGAAGGGUCAGGCUCUGGACUGGAGUCCUCCAUUUUGUUUUGUUGGAAGUCAAGAUAAUAAGUACACCGAUUUGGCACCA
This is a messenger RNA of Puntigrus tetrazona (Sumatra barb), 1984 nucleotides long. It is a transcript of the gene ribc2, whose product is annotated as RIB43A domain with coiled-coils 2. Lineage: Eukaryota; Metazoa; Chordata; Actinopteri; Cypriniformes; Cyprinidae. The record is from RefSeq and is a predicted model, not a curated record. The transcript has 6 exons. Bases 89 to 1273 code for a protein of 394 amino acids.